Dama dama (fallow deer) is the source of this 4045-nucleotide messenger RNA. It is a transcript of the gene LRRC56, whose product is annotated as leucine rich repeat containing 56. The coding region runs from base 2111 to 3427 and encodes 438 amino acids. The transcript has 10 exons. The record is from RefSeq and is a predicted model, not a curated record. NCBI's taxonomy places the organism in Eukaryota, Metazoa, Chordata, Mammalia, Artiodactyla, Cervidae. Gene Ontology annotation, molecular function: protein binding.
CCCAGUGGUCUCGGCCUGGGGGGGCGGGGUGGGGCCGGGCAUCCAGCUGUCUCUGGCUCUAACGCCCACCCCUGGUCCCGCUGAGGCUGACGCGCUCUGCCUGGAGACUGCAGGCUGGCUUGGCCUGGUCACCGCAGGUUGCGUAGUCCUCAGAAGUGCCCACUGACCUUCGGCAAAAAAAACCCCACCCGUGAGGCUGGAUGGUGCAUCACCAACUGGCCUUGGGGUUUGGAGCACUCCCACGCCCCUCACCACCCCUCGGGCCAUGUCCCUGCGCUGGGGCAUGAGUUGACCCCCAUCACCCCUUGUGCUCAGCAAGACGAGCAGAGGGGCACAGCCGCUGCUGACCAGCCGGGCCUCGGGCCCCACGUGAAGCACAAGAACAUCUUGAUAAUUAGUUUAAAAGAUGACGUGCAGAAUGAAGGACAGAGGAAGAUUUUUACUUACUUCGUCAGGCUGGAAAGGAUGAAGCUGAAGUAAUAUCAGAGUUUAUUUGCGUGUUUGAGCAAACGGAGUGUUUUAUGCAGCUAGACAGCUGUCCUAAGGCAGCAGGAGGCCAACCACAAAUCUAGAAAGUUCUCCCAAUGUUUUAAAUGGGCUGUGAGUGUCCAGUUAUUUUCAGGGGAGAAGAUGAAGUAACUCAUGAGCAACCACCUAUCUAUACUGCUGGUUAUUCAUGUAAGGCUCCCCCGUGGCUCAGCUGGUAAUCCACCUGCAAUGCGGGAGACCUGGGUUCCAUCCCUGGGUUGGGAUGAUGCCCUGGAGAAGGGAAAGGCUACCAACUCCAGGAUUCUGGCCUGGAGAAUUCCAUGGACUAUAUAUAGUCCAUGGGGUCUCAUGGGGACACAGCUGAGCGACUUUCACUUCACGUUACUUCAUUUGUAUAAACAUCAAAAAGAGUUUGAUAAAAUAAUUGAAAGCCUGAAAGUGAAAGCAAAGAAGGUCAGGGGCCAUGUGCCCAUUGUGGGCAGGGGCGAGCAGGGAGCCAGGCUCCCAGGGCUCCUGCGUGGCCCCUGCGCCUGCAAGGAAGGGUCUGGAAACCAGACUCUCGGAAAUGCCUUUAGUGCAUGGUUCAGCCACGUUGUAGGACUUCCCUGGUAGCUCAGCUCGUAAAGAAUCUGCCUGCAAUGCAGGAGACCCCAGUUCAAUUCCUGGGUUGGGAAGAUCCCCUGGAGAAGGGAACGGCUACCCACUCCAGUAUUCUGGCCUGGAGAGUUCCAUGGACUGUAUUGAGUCCAUGCAAAGAGUUGGACACAACUGAGAGACUUUCACUUCAUCUUCAGCCAUAUUGUGACAAAGACAUCAAUCCUGUAACUUAACAGAAACAAAAAAAUCGUACUUUCUCCAUCAUUAAGGCUUACACAUUAGCUCAAAGAACAAUAAAAAUAUAUAGAAAAUAUAUGAAGAAUGGAAACUAUAAAGAGAAGUGGAAGAUAUAAAAUUAAAUAUGAUGUACCAUUUGUAACAAAAUAUUUGAUUUCGAGUAAAAAAACAAGAAAAAUCAACUCCAGGAAAAACUGCAUCAUAAAUUUUAUGCAAAAAUGUGUUCUGUUCCUUAAUAACAAUAGUGCAAAAUGGAAGAAAUCUUUAACUUGUUAUCAAAUCCCAAAACUUGGCCAAACGAUAUUUGCAAAUCUCCAUGGUGUGACACUGAACUAAUAUUUUUAAAAGGAAACUAAUUCAACACGACAGUCAAACAGAGUGGUAUUACAGCUUAGCUGAUACAGGGAUGGUCAAGACUUUAGAACCUCAGUGGUGUUACAAGGCUGGGAAAUGACUUUGGUGUGAUGACUGUCACUUCAUCCAAAGCUAAGGGAGAAUUCAGCCCCUGAAAGUGUCCUGACAUGAGGACUGGUGGGGCUGACUUCUGGGCCAGCCAGCAUCCGACACGUGCAUCCUUUGCCAGGACUGCUGGGUGGGGAAAUCCCAGUAACACAACUAACUUGGGGACUAAUACAGUGACCAAAGGGACAGUCUUCACUACCCCUUGUGCUGACUUUUCAGUGAUAUCUGCAGAGACCCAGUUUCAACAUCAAGGCACAGUCUGAGGUCCUGCGGGUCAGGAUUCAACAUACGAAUUUGCAGGGACGCAGUUCAUCCACAACAGGAAAUGUGCCCUUCUGUGUCCGUCAGUUGGGACCUGGGCACCUCCCUGGGCCACCUGCAGGUGCUCUGGCUGGCUCGCUGCGGCCUGGCUGACCUGGACGGCAUCAGCUCCUUUCCUGCCCUGAAGGAACUCUACCUCUCCUACAACGACAUCUGGGACCUGAGCCCGCUGUGCCUGCUAGAGCAGCUGGAGGUGCUGGACCUAGAAGGCAACUGUGUGGAGGACCUGGGGCAGCUGCGUUACUUGCAGCUGUGCCCGCGGCUGGCCACGCUCAUCCUGGAGGGCAACCCACUCUGCCUGUGGCCAGGCCCCGGCCCAGCCCACCAGGUGCCCCGAGGCUACAACUACAGGGCAGAGGUCAGGAAGCUCAUCCCCCAGCUGCAGGUCCUGGACGAGCUGCCCGCUGCGCACACAGGCCUGCCGGCCUCUCGGAAGCUGGACCAGGACUGGCUCCUGGUGAAGGAGGCCAUCAAGGAGGGCUGUAUCCUAGACAGCCUGCUUCCCAGGCCAGAUCGAACCCACGGAUCCCCCAUGUGGAGCCUGAGCCCUGAGCUGUGCCUGCCUGAGACCCAGCCGCGGGCCCCCAGGCGCUGGCCUCUCUCCCUGCUGGUCCCCGGGGUCCCCCUGCCUGAAGGCCUCCUUCCCAAGGGCCCGGCCCCAGAGGAUGACGCCAGCAACCUCACCCAUGGCGCCGUCCGGGUCCUCUGUGGGAACCCCACCAAAGGCCUGCAGGAGCGUCGGCACCAGUGCCAGGCUGGGGUGCACCCAGAGAAGCUGCCGCCUCCCAGGCUGGAAGAGCUGGCCCCCAGGGCCUCCGCCCCAGGGCCUGACCCUGCCAACGAUCGUGACCUCCUGGCCUGGGCCGGGCUUCAGGCUUUGAGGGAGCUGCACCUGCGCCCCCUUCCCAGUAGGUGCCCAGAGUCCUGGGAAGAGAGGGCUGCAGCCCCCUGGGGCCCACAGAGGGGCCCUGAAGAGCAAGAGGACAAGGCUGGGCCCAAGCCUCACUGCAACCCCCCAAGCCUGGCCCCAGAGUCUUCCAGGACCUCGGGGUACAACCUGAUUCCCUGUCCCCCCAAGUCCUUCAUGCCAGACCGGGGCCGAAGCUCCUGGGGGUCUGCAGAUCUGCAGUUCCGGGGGCGUAGGCUCAGAACCCUGGGUAGUUUGGGGCCUGGCCUGGGUCAGGGGCUGGCUCCAGUGACUGCUCUGAGAGCCCGAGAAGUGACCUCGGGCCCCAGCCCUCGAGCAGAGGGAUGUCCAGGCCCAAAGCCAGCCCCAGACUCAGCAGCCAGACCCGCAGCCUCUGGUGCAUGCCGCACCUGACACUCACCACCCCAGCCCGACCCCACCCUCGUAUACACCCCUACCCACUGCCAGGCCGGCCUGGCGGGUGGCCAAGGCAGGGCAAUUGUUGGAGGCCCAGCGUGCACUCCGGCCUCAUAGAAUCCAGAGCACCUGGGCCAGCGUGCUAGGGGGGGAGAAGUGGCACAGGAGAGGACCCUCUUGGUGGAGGGAAGUCAGGAGCUGGGACCACCAACGGUGGAGAGGUAGAGCCCAGGAUAGAAUGCACAAGUCCCCACCACUGGCCCAGCCACCCACCUCUUCCGUGAGGCCUGGCCUUCCCUGAGGAGCAGGCUUGGGAAAGAGCAGGUUGGGCCCUGGCCAAGGUGGGUGGAACUGGGCCCUGGCCAGCCCUUGGCCAGCCCUCCAGCCACCCAGGGCUCUGAGCCACCCUUGGGCUGCUGCGGUCCCAAGUAGAAGCACUUGCCGUCGGCCAACCCUGGUGGACCGGUGGGGUUCCCCGCCUGGGGAUGGGAGGACCAGCUCCCUCCUCUUGGGGCUGGAUACCCAGAAACCAAACGAAUCAUUUUCGACUCUCAGGUGUAUAGAAAUGCGGUUUACUUGGUAGGCGGCGUUAGUUCAAUAAAUUAUGCAGCCAGC